CAUUUGAUUACUUAUUUCAAAAGUAAAAUAUUCCCACAUAAGAGGCACUGACAAAUUAUCUACCAGUGAUGUGUAUAUUUUGCGAAAAGAUUUGUACAAUAUAACCGAACUGCCAUCGACACCCGAGGCUUUGGCAUCUUGCAACUUGCUCAUACGGGUUCAGUUACAUGCAGUUUUAUCUUGCGUUUAUGCAGCUUGCAAGUCGACUGGAGGUUGCUUUCAACACCAACAAUGUUACCUCAGUUUUUCUAUUGAUUAUUGGGGAGAAAUCAUCAUUGUCUCUGAUCGACCAACUGGAUGAAAUUGCAUGCAGGGAUUUGCAUGAAAAUGAAUUUAAAAAUGUUACACUGAUAUUACGGGCUCUUGAACAAGUGAUGUACAAAGACGAAGACUGCAUCACGCAGCUGGUCUCUGGGGGGCUAAUGAUCAAGAUGCUAAAUUGGUUUGAGAUGGUUUGUGAGCAUCUAAAGGUGCAUGAGAAACUAAAUAAAGCUCCAAUGCGGAUCGUGGAAAUGUUCUUUGAAGUGUCAAUGAGACUUUGCCAGAGCAGCAGUGAAGGCAGCACUAAGAUUUUGGAAAUUUUUAUACUGAGGUUUGGUGCUGUUGUGAUUGACCAAAAUGUACAUUUCAGUCUUCGACUAGAGGCCAUUAAGACAAUAAAUUCAAUGCUGGACAGUGCUUCAAAAGAGACUCGCAAAAAAAUAUGUCAGUCUGAUCAUAGUUCUCUGUUAGAGGAGUUUGCUAAUGCAAUAAUUGAUGUUGGUGAUUAUGAAAUGCAGGUGGCCAUUUCUGAGGCACUCUGUCGGAUGACGCCCAAGAAACAAAGGGAGGAACUGGCUAGCAAGUGGUUCAGCUACAGAAACUUUGCUUCAACUUUCAUAACAAUAAGGGUUAAAGAGUUUGAAACAGAUUGUAGGAUAUUUCUGAAUGAACUCAACAGUUAUUUUGGAAGCUCAAGAAGAGUGUUUUCAUAUCCAUGCCUAAGGGCAUUUCUAGACACCACUGAGUUGUUUAAACCUGAGGAUGAACUUUUGCAGAAGUUCUGGAUAGACUUUAACAUUGGGACAUCUUGCAUUGGCUUCUAUGUAAAUGACGCUCAAGAAACCCUAUGGGAACUUAUUAAUUUGCCUAUAGAAGCUGUAAGUUCAUACAACCUACAAGAAUGUGGUGAACAGAAGAUUUUGAGUGUUCACAUGUCUCUUCCUGUGUCUCAUGGGAAGAUCACUGGAAAAAUGGUGCAGAUUACUUUUGACUGUAGGCAUGACAUUCAAACUGCUUUGAAAAAAGUCUAUGCUGGGGGAGCUGAAUUACAGCCAAUGGAUACCACAAAGCAUUCGGCAUUUAGUCAGGAAGAUUCAGGAAUUCAAACCACUUCGUCUGAAAUUAAAAAUACAUUCACCAGUACUCCUGUGACAGAGACUACAGGAAGAGCUCAAGUGGCACAAGCUAAAGACAUUGUCUUCAGUCAGUCUGUCUCUUCAAAUGGGUCUGUCAGUUCUGUUAAGUCGUUUCCAUCUGCAAAAUCUACACAAAAGAGGAGAAUUAGGAUGUUUCACUCAGAAAGUGACAGCUGUGUGUCACCAGGUGAGAGACCUUUGCUUCAGUGUGACUACACCAGGAAAAAGAUGCGGCUGAAAAGUAAACUCAAAGUUCUCCCCCUUUCCUCACCAAGUAGUAACGAGGAGAUGUACUUUAAGGAAUCAACCCAUAAACACAGAGUCAGAGAGAGGUGUCAAGGAAUGGAUGGGAAGCAGAAUCUGGAUCUUUCCCACCAAACCAAAGAGUCUGUUCUGGAUUCAAGUGAGGAGCAGCUUUCUAUCCCUACACUCAAACCCAGAAAACUAUUCAUCUCCCCCUCGCUGGAGAGUGCAAAUGAAGCAAUAACCCAAGCAUUGAUGGAAGAUGAUGAAUCUGAGGCAGAGCUGAGUUCUGGAGUCAUGGCAGCCUUUGAUUCCUUUAAAGCUCAGCUAAAAGAACAUUUCUCUUCUAGGUAUAAGAAGACUGAAACAAAGUCACUGAAAUCUUUGACUGACUGCCAGAAAACUGUAUCCUCUUUGCUAAAAACUGUGCAUGAGCAAAGGCUUAUUCACUUGGAAUGCUUCCAAAAUGCUGUAGUACAGCAGCUGGGUCAAUUGGAGCAGAACUGUCUUUCCCUAAAGAACAUUGAAAGAGAAACUGUGGGUUUUUGGAAGUCAGUGUCUCAUACUGUGACCAUGUUCUGUGAUAAACAGCAAAAGAGGUUGGAUUCUCUAGAGGUUAUAAGAGAGGAUGUCCAUGCCAACCAAAGCCAAGCAAAGGAAAGCGAUGCAAUGGUUAACAUGUCCACUGCAGUUCCAGUUGCAGCGACCCAAGACAGCCCUAGAGAAUGAGAAAUUCCACAGAACCACAGAUUCCAGCUAGAAAACUACACAUGAAUAUUACAACUUUGAUCAUUGCAUAAUUUAUAUUUUUCUGAAUUGCAUUAUUUGUAUUCAAAUGUAUUGUUUCAAUCAAUUUGGUACACAAAACAGUUUGUUUGAAUGUUAUAUAAUGUGUGAAAAAAGCUGAUGAAAACAAGCAUGUUCCACUAAGUGACAUUUACCUUGCCUUGUGAUGGGGUAAACAUUUUUCAAACUAUAUCUUGCAUCUCUUUAAUUAAAAAAAUAAUAAAUUAAGAACAUUACACACUGAAUGUGUGGCAAUUAAAAAUAAAUAAAAAAUGUUGAAUUCAAAAAUCAACUUUAUUAUUAUUAUGAAUAAUAAUAAAUAUUUUCCGUUUUAUAUUAAUGAAUUAUCUCUGAUUAGAUUGCACUUCUGUCUUAAUAAAUACAUAUUAGACAUACAUACAUGUACAUAAUACAUAUCUCAUGACCAGUAAUGCCUCCACUCAACAAAAAGUAGUAGUUUUGUACUAAUAUAUAUAUAUAUAUAUAUAUAUAUAUAUAUAUAUAUAUAUAUAUAUAUAUAUAUAUAUACACACAUAUAUAAAUAAAA
Messenger RNA from Tachysurus fulvidraco (yellow catfish), 2973 nucleotides. RefSeq names its product synaptonemal complex protein 2-like (gene sycp2l). The record is from RefSeq and is a predicted model, not a curated record. The transcript has 28 exons. The coding region runs from base 168 to 2369 and encodes 733 amino acids. NCBI's taxonomy places the organism in Eukaryota, Metazoa, Chordata, Actinopteri, Siluriformes, Bagridae.